CCAGCUGCUGGCUCCGCGCAGUUCCGACCCACAGCCUGGCACCCUUCGGCGAGCGCUGUUUGUUUAGGGCUCGGUGAGUCCAAUCAGGAGCGCAGGCUGCAGUUUUCCGGCAGGGCAGUAAGAGGCGCCUCCUCUCUCCUUUUUAUUCACCAGCCGUGAAGCGCAGACCCCGGACUCGCGCUCUCCCGCCGGCGCCCGCGGCCUCUCUCCGCGCCCGGGAGCGCCCAGCCCUCCGCCACGGCCCUUCACCACGCACAGCGCUCGCCCCAGGAGCUAGACGUCAGUUUACCGCAGCAGCCCGGGACGGUGGAUGGCCUUGACUGACGGCGGCUGGUGUCUGCCGAAGCGCUUCGGGACCACGGUUGCGGACGCCAGCGACUCGGGGCCCUUUCCUGCGCGGGAGCCCUCCACGCCACCUUCCCCCAUCUCCUCGUCGUCGUCUCCCUGCUCCCGGGGCGCCGAGCGCGGGCCCUGCGCCGCCGGCCUCUGCAGGACGCCGCAGGACGACGGCGAGGCGGUGGCGGGACCCCCGGCCCGCUCGCUGCUGCUCAGCCCCUACGCGUCGCAUCCCUUCGGGGCGGCGCACGGACCUGCGGCGCCCGGGGUCGCGGGCCCCGGGAGCGCUCUGUCGAGCUGGGAGGACCUAUUGCUCUUCACUGACAUCGACCAGGCCGCCACCGCCAGCAAGUUGCUGUGGUCCAGCCGGGGCGCCAAGCUGAGUCCCUUCGCCCCGGAGCAGCCCGAGGAGAUGUACCAGACCCUCGCCGCCCUCUCCAGCCAGGGCCCAGCCGCGUACGACGGCGCGCCCAGCGGCUUCGUGCACUCCGCGGCCGCCGCGGCUGCGGCUGCAGCGGCCGCCAGCUCCCCAGUCUACGUGCCCACCACCCGUGUGGGUUCCAUGCUGCCCGGCCUGCCCUACCUGCAGGGGGCAGGCGGCGCGCCCACCAACCACGCGGGGGGCGCGGCCUCGCACCCCGGUUGGCCCCAGGCCUCGGCUGACAGUCCCCCGUACGGCGGCGGCGGCGGCGCGGCGGGCGGCGGGGCCGCGGGGCCUGGCGGAGCCGGGUCGGCCGCGGCGCACGCGUCGGCGCGCUUUCCCUACUCGCCCAGCCCGCCCAUGGCCAACGGCGGGGCGCGGGAACCCGGGGGCUACGCGGCGGCGGGCAGCGGCGGCGCGGGCAGCGGCGGCAGCCUAGCGGCCAUGGGCGGCCGGGAGCACCAGUACAGCUCGCUGUCGGCGGCGCGGCCUCUGAACGGGACGUACCACCAUCACCAUCACCACCACUCGAGUCCUUACUCGCCUUACAUGGGUGCGCCUCUGACCCCGGCCUGGCCCACAGGACCCUUCGAAACCCCGGUGCUGCACAGCCUCCAGAGCCGCGCCGGAGCCCCGCUCCCGGUGCCUCGGGGUCCCAGCGCAGACCUGCUGGACGACCUGCCCGAGAGCCGCGAGUGCGUGAACUGCGGCUCCAUCCAGACGCCGCUGUGGCGGCGGGACGGCACCGGCCACUACCUGUGCAACGCCUGCGGGCUCUACAGCAAGAUGAACGGCCUCAGCCGGCCCCUCAUCAAGCCGCAGAAGCGCGUGCCUUCAUCACGGCGGCUUGGAUUGUCUUGUGCCAACUGUCAUACCACGACCACCACCUUGUGGCGCAGAAAUGCGGAGGGUGAACCCGUGUGCAACGCUUGUGGACUGUACAUGAAACUCCACGGGGUGCCUCGACCACUUGCUAUGAAAAAAGAGGGAAUUCAAACCAGAAAACGAAAACCUAAAAACAUAAAUAAGUCCAAGGCUUGCUCUGGUAAUAGCAAUAAUCCUGUCCCCAUGACUCCAACUUCCACCUCUUCUAACUCAGAUGACUGCAGCAAAAAUACUUCUCCAACACAACCAACAGCCUCAGGGGCCGGGGCUCCAGUGAUGCCUAGCGCGGGAGAAGGCCCCACCCCUGAGAACAGCGAGCUCAAGUAUUCAGCUCAGGACGGGCUCUACAUUGGCGUCAGUCUGUCUUCCCCAGCAGAAGUCACAUCCUCUGUGCGACAGGAUUCCUGGUGCGCUCUGGCCUUGGCCUGAGCUGGUGCUGCUGGGAGUAAAGAGGACUCCCCACUCUGAGGGCCUCGAACCAGCAGUCCACAUGGUGGCAACCAGACAGACCGAACAUUCCUCCGAUGCGUGAUUUCUGUGCCUUUGUUUUGAAAGUGAUGUAUUUCCCAAGAGGCUUGCUUCUGGGGAAAGGCCAACAGCAGUGGCACAUGGCCGGCCUCCUGCAGCCGGGGCGGCCUCCGGCCAGCCAGUCUGCUUCUGCGCUGUCCCCUGAACUGCUGGCACAAACUGGGACGUGGACAAUUGAGAUUCUUUUUUUUUUUUUUUUUUUAAAGGUUAAUGUGUAUUGCCCCAAAUCAUGUGCUUCUUUGGAUCGAUUAUGGUUUUUCUAGAAGUUCUUCACACCUGUGCCACAUGCCAGGUUCACAAGUUCGUGGAGACCAUUGGAGGCCGUUUGGUACUCACGGCUAAGAAGGAGGAUUGCUUUCUGAGGUGUAUUGUCAAGUGUAUUUGUCAGUUUUCAAGACUGCCGAGCUGUGACUGAAUCUUCUCGAAGCUCAGCUUGGGCGACUGAUCUGAGCUCACUCAGAAUUUGUAAACAGGGUAGCAAACAAGAUAUUUUUUUCUUCCAUGUACACAAUAAUUUUUUUUUAAAAAGUGCAAUUUGCGUUGCAGCAAUCAGUGUUAAAUCAUUUGCAUACGAUUUAACAGCAUUUUUUAUAAUGAAUGUAUACAUUUUAACUUAAUGGUACUUAAAAUAAUUUAAAAGAAAAAAAUGUUAACUUAGACAUUCUUAAGGAUUUUACAAACUACAUCCCAUUUUUACCUUUGCAACUGUCCAAAGAAAACUCAUGUCAAGAACAAAUCCCUCUCUCAGGAAAAAUUGCCUUUCUCUAUUUGUUAAGAAUUUUUAUAUGAGAAUACCAAUAUACCCCUUUUUCUUUCACUGUGGAUAUGUGCUGGAAAAUUUGCAACAAAAACUUUACUACCUAAAAAAUAGCAUUUGUAAAUACUCUAGGCAUCUGUACACGCUCUGAUGAAGUCUGUAUAGUGUGACUCACCACAGGUUGGUUUACAUU
Molecule: messenger RNA, 3120 nt
Organism: Dipodomys spectabilis (banner-tailed kangaroo rat)
Lineage: Eukaryota; Metazoa; Chordata; Mammalia; Rodentia; Heteromyidae
Gene: Gata6
Product: GATA binding protein 6
Exons: 7
Coding region: 311-2071 (586 amino acids)
Biological process (GO): cell fate commitment; epithelial cell differentiation; positive regulation of transcription by RNA polymerase II
Cellular component (GO): nucleus
Molecular function (GO): RNA polymerase II cis-regulatory region sequence-specific DNA binding; zinc ion binding; DNA-binding transcription factor activity, RNA polymerase II-specific
Source: RefSeq, a predicted model, not a curated record